UGUCUAUAAAUGUCUUAUGUUUGUAGACUAGUCGGCCAACAUAUACUGUACAUUCUGUGCCACUAGUACCAGUGGCAUUAAGCUUACAACACUAUAGAAAGGGAGAGCAAAGUGAGGAAGCGGGCCCCACAAUCAUGAUGCUUGACACAUACGAACAACAAGGGGAAGAGGACUUGGAGGCGGAGGGUAAGAAUGGUGACACCAAACCCGGGCAGCAAGAUUUUCAUGACCCUGCUGGCAUGGACGUGGAAGGCGUCAUCGAGACAAAGUGGACAGAGGUGGCUACAAGCUUCGAUGACAUGAACCUUAAAGAACCUUUGUUAAGAAGCAUUUAUGCUUAUGGUUUUGAGAAGCCAUCUGCCAUCCAACAGCGUGCUAUCCUGCCGUGUAUCAAAGGUUACCAUGUUAUUGUUGCCCAGGCCCAGUCAGGCACCGGAAAAACUGCCACCUUCUCCAUCUCCAUCCUCGAGCGAAUUGACCCAAAAUCCAAGGAGACACAGGCACUUAUUCUUACGCCGAUCCGAGAACAAGCCCAGCAGAUACAAGAGGAGGUGUUGGCCCUGGGGGAUUACAUGAAUAUAACGUGUCAUGCAUGCAUCGGUGGCACCAACCUGCGGGAGGAUAUGCGGUACCUGGAAAAGGGUGUUCAGAUCAUUGUGGGUACUCUUGGUCGUGUGUAUGAUAUGCUCAAACGUAGAGUGAUUAACCCCGGCAAGAUCAAGAUGUUCGUUCUUGAUGAGGCCGAUGAGAUGCUGUCACGUGGGUUCAAGGAUAAGACAUACGAUGUUUUCCGGUAUCUUCCCAACGAUGUACAGGUGGUAUUACUCUCAGCCACCAUGUCGCCUGACGUGAUGGACGUGACCUCCAAAUUUAUGCGUGACCCCGUUACUAUCUUGGUCGAGGGAAAGGAGCUCACCCUCGAGGGUAUAAAGCAGUUCUUUGUUAGUGUGACGAAAAGGAAUAAGUUGAAAACCCUUAAUGAUCUGUACAAGACACUGAUCAUCAGUCAGGCAGUGAUUUUCUGCAACACCUGCAGGAUGGUGGACUGGCUGAUGGCUCAGAUGCAGCACAGAAACCCCAGAGUGUCGGCCAUGCACGGUGGCAUGAACCAAAAGGAAAGAGGUGCUAUAUUGAGCAAGUUCCGGUCUGGUUCAGCUCGUGUUCUCAUCACCACUGACCUGUUUGCCCGACUUCCCGACAUCGACGUGUCCCUGGUGAUCAACUACGACUUUCCUUCUAACAGGGAAAGUUAUAUCCACAGGAUUGAUCCAGGUGGACGCUUCCACCGAAAGGGAGUUGUUAUCAACUUUGUGACUGCUGAUGACACCAGAGCUCUGAUGAACAUUGAAAAAUACUACCGCACUUCCAUUGAGAAGAUGCCAUCGAAUGUGGAGGAUCUGAUUUAGUUCCUGUAAUGUGCUAAGUAAACCACAGAUAUCGCUACUCGAGUAUCCGGUCGAGAACUCAAGUACUAAAUGUUGUAUUAGGAAGAGGAAAACAUACAGCCCAGAUAAAGUGUGAACUGUAGAUAGUGAUGGUGUGUUGGACAUGGUCUCCUGUUGUCUGGGUGUGUCUCGCCAUCGAAAGGCCCCCACCCACACUGAGCGACUCUAGUACGGUACCGCCAAUAACAGGCCUAUCUUCCUUACCAUUUUCCUGGGUGCUCACCCACUACCUGGGCGCAGGUUAUACAGCGUAUCAUACACAGCAAUGAGAAAAAUUCGGCCCUCUCAUGUCUCUAAAGGUAAAUUCCAACUACAUUUACAGCUGAGUGAACUGAGUGUGCCUGGGGAUAGGACCACCGACCCAUGAAACAAGGGGCAAGACUACAUCCACUUGACGGUUGCUUUCAUGUCCACAAAAAAUAUAAAAUUACCUCAUAUAACAGUAA
Messenger RNA from Homarus americanus (American lobster), 1891 nucleotides. RefSeq names its product ATP-dependent RNA helicase eIF4A-like. Lineage: Eukaryota; Metazoa; Arthropoda; Malacostraca; Decapoda; Nephropidae. The transcript has a single exon. Gene Ontology annotation, molecular function: RNA binding; RNA helicase activity; ATP binding. The record is from RefSeq and is a predicted model, not a curated record. Bases 135 to 1406 code for a protein of 423 amino acids.